Cladocopium goreaui is the source of this 1725-nucleotide messenger RNA. Lineage: Eukaryota; Dinophyceae; Suessiales; Symbiodiniaceae. The record is from the annotation of a GenBank genome assembly.
AUGCCCCACCGUUGCCGUGGCGUUUGCUUCUUGCUUGCAUGUCUUUGGUGCUGCCACCCCUGGAGUUUCACCGCGCCAAAGGGGGCGCCGCCGGCACCGUCGCUGAAGACCUUGUGGGAUGGGCUUUGGGAUCGAGCCGUGCCGGUGGGUGAAGAUGACAGCAACAUCGGUGCCAACGACGUGUUGCGAUCCUUCAAGAGAACUUUGGACGAGGAUUUGUUUCAAGAGGUGGAAAUGGAUGGGGUGCCGGUGUCCUCAAGCACUGUGACAGGCAGCAACUUUUUCGAGAAGCAGAUGGAGGUUUUUAAGGAAAAUGGUCCUGCCGUGGUCUCCAACUUCGGGCCCUUGAAGACUCUCAGCAUCUCUGAUCCCAUGAUGAUCAAGCACGCCCUGGGCCAGCGGGGCAGCUUCGGCAAGGGGCUGCUGGCGCUUGUGGCGGAGGACAUUUUUGGAAAGGCGCUGAUCACGGCCUCCGACCCGGAGCUUUGGCAGAGCAGAAGGGCAGCCACAAGUGCAGGAUUUCAUUCCCAGUGGCUGCGUAGUCUGACGGCGGACUUUGUGAAUUGCACCGUGCAAGCCAUGAAACUGCUGGAUGAGAGAGUGAACUACAAGGAGGUGGUGGACAUGGAGAGUUUCUACUUGAACCUGGCCCUGGACGCCGUGGGUCUUACCAUCUUCGGCGUGGAGUUCGAAGCGUCCGACCAGCCGCCCAACCGCCCGCAGUCGCCCAUCGUUCAGGCAGUCUACCGCUUGUUGAAGGAGACGGAUUACCGCCAGGCGGAUCCCAGCAAUUUGCUGCUGAUGGGUGCCCCAGAUCUGCUGGCAGAAGUGGCCGCCCCCCGGGUUGCGGAGUACAGGCGCAGCAUGAAACAGAUCAACGAGGUCCUCAACGAGGCUAUCUCCCAGGCGCUGGAGCAGCAGCAGCUGGCGACAGAGCAGGACUUGCGACGACGCUCGGGAGGAACACUGCUGCAAUUCAUUGUGGAUUUGCGAGACAACCAAGCCAGCCGAGCUCAACUGCAGGACGACAUGCGCACCGUGUUGAUCGCUGAGCACGAAACAGUGGCCAGCGUUCUGACUUGGGCUACCUAUGAGCUGGCCAAGAAUCCACGCAUCGCGCAGAAGGUCAAAGAGGAGGUGCAGAAUGUCUUGGGUGGCCGGAGCCCAACCUACCAAGAUGUGAAGGAGUUGAAAUAUCUCCGGUGGGUCAUUACUGAGACCUUGCGGAUGUAUCCGGCGCCUCCAUUUCUGGCACGGAGUCCUUUGAAGGACUUGGAUCUGCCGAAUGGAGAAAACCAAACCGUCCGAUUGUCGCGGGGGUCCUUGCUGAUGAUCCAACUGGCUCAACUGCACCGCCAUCCCGGGAUCUACGAGCGGCCCAACGAGUUUUGGCCUGAACGGUGGCAAAAAGCUUUCAACGGCACCGGUGAAUAUCCAGUUCCAGGCUGGCGUGGCUACGACCCGCAGCGGGUCACCGGGCUCUAUCCGACCGAGGUGGCCACGGAUUACGCCUUCGUUGGUUUCGGUGGAGGCGAAUUCAAAUGCGUUGGAGACCAAUUUGCCAUGCUGGAAGCCACCGUGAUGCUGUCUAUGCUGCUGCAGAGGUAUGAUUUCCAGAUGGUCUACGAAGACCUCAACACCAUUGGCCUUGAUUUGGCCGCCACCAUCCAUACCAAGCGUGGUUUGCUGACGCGCGUGUCGCAGAGCAAUUGCUACACAGAGUAA